AUGCGUCGAGAGGUUAUGCACGUAUUACUAGUACCCCGCUCGCGAAAACAAAAAGGGCUGCCUGCAACGCCUCAAACCCCCAACCUGGAAUCCAAGAGACCGGCGGCAGACAGUCGGCCCGGCUACGUUUGCUUGUGCCGAUAUACAUACAAACUACCCGGCGCCCGCGCCGCCCGCUCCUCUGCGCAUUUCCGUCUGAACUAGGGUCGUCCGAACGAACAUCCUCAACUCCGGUACGGAAGUCGAUCCUCGAUCAGCGCCGAGCCAAUAACGGACUACUCCGGACGAAAAGAAUAACCGGCUCGAUCCCGCCCCGCGAGCGGACGGCCGCCAUGCGCAGCAUCUGGGCCUGUUCGUCGUGCGCCGCGCUUCCGCUGGUCGCGCUCCUAGGCUGGGACGCAUCGGCGUCGCAUGUAGGAAGGGAAUGGAACGAUGUGCACAGGAUUCCAAAAGCGCGCGUGACGGCGCACCCGGUGCGCCGAGACGAGGGGACCUGUCCGGCCGAGCACACCUCGUGCGCCGCCUCUCUGGGCGGCGACUGCUGCCCUUCUCGAUAUGCCUGCGCGGUCGAUUCGUGUUAUGCGACAACGGCGGGGCCAACGACAGCCUGCGGAAGAGAAGGGUACUAUGCGUGCUUCCCGGUGAACGGACAACCGGGUUGCUGUCCGCUCAACUUUGUGUGCGGCGAUGGCGAGAAUGACGAAGCCUGUUUACCUCCUGCUGGUUUCACAUAUACCGAAAACCCCUGUCCGACCGAUUAUUACCUUUGUCCAGCCUCCGCCAACUAUGGGUGUUGCAGGAGCGGACUGGCCUGCGGCCCGAAUGCUUAUUGCUACCCGACGGACCCGGUAACCACGACCGUCUUUGAGACCAUCACGACGACAUCGGGCGCAGACACGGUGACGAGGACUCGGGCGGUCGAGACGGUCGUUACGCCCACCAUUCCCACCGAGCUCGACGACGACACGUACGACGCCGUCAAGUUCGUCCCGACCAGCGUCCCCAAGGUUCCCGCCUCUUCCCCCUCUAGCGAAUCCGACGGCGGCCUAAGCGGCGGGGCGAUCGGCGGCAUCAUCGCUGGCGUGGUGGUCCUGCUGAUCGUGGUGGUCGUGGCGGCCUUCCUCAUCAUCCGGCGCCUCAAGCGCGUCGAGGACAUCAUGGAAAGAUCCAACCGCGGCUCGUCCAGUGGCAGAAGGACCCGACCGCAUAAUCAAGCCGAGGCAGAGCACUGGGGCCGCCACCUCCACUCGGAAGUGGACGAAAUGAGCGUCAACCCCCUCAUGGCACCCACCUCGGCCACUCCCAACAACACCAGCAUCUCCGGCACCCCGACACCAGCAGGCGGCCCUGCUGCCGGCCACGGUCGCUCCGACUCGGCCGGCUUCCACACCCCGUCCCCCAACAUGUUCCCCAACUUCCCCGACGACCGCUCCCGCCACGCGAGCCCGGACCCCAACGCCGGCUACUUCGGCCCCGCAACCGCCUCUGCCCUGCAACAGCAGCCGAUGCAGCCCGCCCGCAUCCGCGGCAACACCGAGAGCAGCGUCGGCUCCGCCGCGCCCCACAGCGGGAGCGGGUACGCGUACACCCACUGGCGGCAGCAGAGCAACGCCAGCGAGCUAUCCGCGGACGGGAGCGAGAACGGCGUGGGGAGCCCGCUUCUUCCCGGCGGUGCUGGUGGCGCCACGGCGGCGGCUGCGGCAUCCCCACCACCGGGGCAGGCGUUCUUCCCGGAGCUGGACGGGACCGCCACGCGUGCCGAGCUGCCGAGUGGCGGUAUCGCCGGCGGGCCCGGGCCCGGGCCCGUGAUCGUCAGUUCGGAAACCGGAACCGGAACCGGAACCUCUGGGCUGAGGAGCCGAUCGGGCAGCGCCGCCAGCGCGCGCGGGCAUGUCCGGAGGAGGAGCGACGGCGGCGACGGCCGCCGCCCUGGGUCCGGGCUGGAGCCGCUCGACGAGACGGCCGAGAUGCACGGGCACUACGGCCGCAGGGACCAGCAGGCGGGGCAGACGGCCGCGGGGCUAAACGCGCGGUGGGACGACGCGGGUGGGUAUCAUCACCAUCCGGAGGCGCCCGGGAGGAGAGGGCCGUGAAGGGGUCGCGAUGGAUAGGGGUUUGUGAGGGAGUUUGUUCGAGGCUGCGAUGUUAUGUUUUCGUCGGGUCGGGGCCCUUUUUUUUUUUGUCUCUCCCGUCUUGGGCGAUCGUCCGGUUGUUCUUGCUCUAAUUACCGUUUUCUUCGAUACCCAUC
Messenger RNA from Thermothelomyces thermophilus ATCC 42464, 2248 nucleotides. RefSeq lists its product as uncharacterized. The coding region runs from base 333 to 2093 and encodes 586 amino acids. The transcript is spliced from 3 exons. Lineage: Eukaryota; Fungi; Ascomycota; Sordariomycetes; Sordariales; Chaetomiaceae. The record is from RefSeq and is a predicted model, not a curated record.